This is a messenger RNA of Diorhabda sublineata, 1682 nucleotides long. RefSeq names its product ribosome biogenesis regulatory protein homolog. Gene Ontology annotation, molecular function: protein binding. Gene Ontology annotation, biological process: ribosomal large subunit biogenesis; ribosomal large subunit export from nucleus; endonucleolytic cleavage in ITS1 to separate SSU-rRNA from 5.8S rRNA and LSU-rRNA from tricistronic rRNA transcript (SSU-rRNA, 5.8S rRNA, LSU-rRNA). Gene Ontology annotation, cellular component: nucleus; preribosome, large subunit precursor; nucleolus. The record is from RefSeq and is a predicted model, not a curated record. Bases 270 to 1283 code for a protein of 337 amino acids. Lineage: Eukaryota; Metazoa; Arthropoda; Insecta; Coleoptera; Chrysomelidae. The transcript has 4 exons.
ACUUACAAUGCUGCCAACUAUUAUGAAAUAUGUAUUUUCGGUGAUUUUUUUUAAACAGUAUGAUAUCUAUCAAUUAUAAAUAGAAUUAUAAAAUUAUUAGGUUUGUUAAAUUAAAUAAUUUUCCAUAAUUAAUUAUUAAUGUUUAAUUUUUUGUUUAUGUCAUAUUGACUUUGAGUAAAUAGAGCAGGGAUUUUUUUUUCGCCAUGUUGUACACUCACGUGUAGCUUGUAUCGUUGGUGUUAGGUUAUGUAUUGUUUUCUGAAGACAACAUGGAUGAAUUAAUAAAUUCAAUUUCACCAUCAGAAAAAUAUAAACCUAUAACUGUAAAUAAACUCAUAGAUCUUAAUUAUGAUUUAGGAACUCUUUUAGCGGAAGAUACAAACGAUUUUGAUACGAAUUGUUUGAGUCGAAACAAGAACGAUUACUUGUUGAAUCUUGCUAGGGAUAACACGCAAUUGUUAUUAAAUCAAGUUUGGGGCUUACCUACGGAACGUGUUGAGGAAGCUAUUGUUGUUAGAUUACCAGUACAGAAAACGCUACUUCCGCGUAUGAAACCGAUCCCAAAACCGAGACCUUUAACUAAAUGGGAACAAUUUGCAAAAGUCAAAGGAAUACAGAAAAAGAAAAAAGCAAAAUUAUCAUGGGACGAGCAGCUUAAGAAGUGGGUACCGCUGUAUGGUUUCAAGAAAUCACAAGCGGAAAAAGAGAAAAAUUGGGUACUAGAAGUUCCUGAAAAUGCCGAUCCCAUGGAAGAUCAAUUCGAAAAGAAAAAUUUUGCCAAAGGAGAGCGUGUCGCUAAAAACGAACUCCAAAGACUUAGAAACAUCGCUAAGGCUAAAAAAGUUCAAGUACCAAGGGUCGGUAUCACUAAUUCGGAAGUAUCUACUGCAAAAGAUUUACAAGCUGCUGUAACGGUGGCAAAAGCAUCAACAGCAAGUUUGGGUAAAUUCCAGAAAGAUUUACCCAAAGAAAAAGAAGCCAAAGGUAUAUCGGCGAUACUACCGGGAGCUUCGAGGAAAAGGAAGCAACCACCGGUUUCAGGUGAUACGGAAAAAAAAGAAAAUCUAGCGAUAGUCGAUUCGAUUCUCAAUAAGAGACCCAAAUUGAACAUCGAAAAAGCUGUAGCUCGGCAUAUAAGUAACGAUCAAGUAGGUAGUUCUCAUCAAGAUAGACCACGAUCUAGCAAAAAAUCUAAUAACGUUAAGGGUAAUUCGAAGAAACCAAAAGGCAAAGGGGGACAGAGAAAGGGUGGUAAAAACGCGGGUGGUAGGAAGAGGCGUUGAAAUAAUUUUAGUUUUAUGUAAAUAUAGAGUAAGGGUCUAACUGUAAUAUUAAUGUAAUAUACCCAGUUUAGGUCGUUUGUAUAAAUUUGAAUUGUAUUAGUUAAGGAUACAAUUUUGAAUUUAUCUCGAAAUAAAAAUAAUUCGUUUCCUUGGUUUGUUGGUAGGAUUUACCAAUUUGAAACUUUAAGGAACAAUAUUAUAAAUUAUUUUAAUUUUUCAAAUGUAGUUUUAUUUCAUACAAAAAACCUUGAGUACGGAAAACAAUUUCUCGGAAAUAUACGUCCUGUUAUAAUUAUUAAAACAUUUAUUGUUCUAAAUAUGAAAAAAAAACUGUUAUUUGAUAUAAAAUUCAUCUUUUACAAGCUUAUUACAAUAAAAAAAUGUUUAAUAUACAAGAAA